UGUCAAUUUUGUCAUUGCCACAAAGUAAAAUCAAAGAAAAGCGAAACGAGUGAAUAAUAUUAAGUUUAUACAAAUACCAGAAUUUAAUAUAAAUUUAACAAAAAUAAAGUAUUAUAUUUCAUCAAAAAAAGUAAAACAAAGUGCGAUUGUGCAACGUGUCCACUUGAAAUGAAAAAAGGAGUGUUGAAUAAAAUUCUAAUGAGAAAACAAGUUACGUUUGUGUCUCUGUAAAAGUGAACCUACGCUUUUAUUUUCCAAUUGGUUUUUAACUUCGCCUUUCUAUAAAGUGAAGAAUAGGACAGAACAGAAAUUUCCAAUAAGCAAAAUGAGAAAGUGGCGCACGGAAAUAUUUACAUAGACUCACUUCAUAUAAAUAUUGAUGUAAAUUAAAAUUUUCUGAAUUAAUUGCAACGAAAGGAGUACAAGUUUCUGGAAAUAAAGAAGUAAGCAGUGCUUCAAACUUGAGUGUCACAACACAGAAAUCCUUUACAUAGUUUAUAAUGGCAACAUCACCACGUUCCGUAGACACAAUAUCACUAUGUUCCACCGUUUCCAGUUGCCCGGAUCGCAACGGCUUUUACGGAGGCUUUCAGCGCACAGAGAAACCCAAAGAACCACUCUCCAAGGCACAAAUUAUUGCGAGAGAAAAGAAAUGGUUAUAUAUGAUCGAUAAUUGGUCAUUGUAUAUGUCCAAAAAUUACAAAAAGAUUCGCGAUCGCUGUCGCAAAGGCAUACCAAAAUCAGUUCGUCCACGUGCUUGGUUCUAUCUUUCUGGUGCUUAUUUGUUGAAAAAGAAAAACCCUACAGUCUACAAAGAACUACUUGAACAGCCCGGUAAUCCGCAUGUAAUCGAAGAGAUCAAAAAAGAUAAACAUCGUCAAUUUCCAUUUCAUGAAAUGUUUUUGGACGAAGAUAAAGUUGGACAAAUCGAAUUAUUUAAUGUAUUAAAAGCAUAUUCUAUAUACAAUCCGAAAGUGGGCUUUUGUCAGGCACAAGCGCCCAUUGCUGCCUUCCUGCUAAUGCACCUACCGGCAGAAGAUGCGUUUUGGGUGUUUGUUAGUGUUUGUGAUGUUUACUUAGAAGACUAUUUCAUGACUGGUCUUGAGGUACUGCAAAACGAUGCUGGCAUACUGGAGGGGCUCCUCAAAAAAACCUGUCCCCCCGCAUACCGACAUCUGCAAAAACACAAAGUCGAACCACUACUCUAUAUGACCGAUUGGUUUCUAUGCGCUAUGACAAGAACAUUACCAUGGGAAACACUGUUACGAGUUUGGGAUUGCUUUCUCGCCGAAGGCAUACGUGUCAUCUUUAAAGUAGCACUAGUGAUAAUUGGUGCUUCACUAAAUCAGCACAAAGUUCGCAAACAAUGUAAUGGCCUAUGUGAGACAUUAGAAGUGCUACGUUCACCACCUGAGCAUGUGCUCGAAGAAGAUUUCAUUAUCAAUAAUAUACAAAGGUUAAAUCUGCGUGUCGAAGAUUUUCAAAUCGAACAUACGCGACAAAAAAAUCGACGAGCCAAACAGAAAGCUAUGCAAGAGGCCGCUGCAGCGACGACGGCAUCCACAUCGCACGGCAGUGCUGUGAGUAGCAGUAGUAGUGUUGGUGGCGGUAGUAAUGGCUAUAGGCUGUAAUGUUAGCACAAAGUGCUUAAAGCCGGCAAAAGUGCAAAAUUGUGUAAAUCAUUGAAUGAAGCAUAAAGCCCACAGCCGAGUUAAGGAGUGCGGUGGUCCGACUUUGCACUAAACUAUGUGCAUGUAGGUAGUUGUUAAAGUUUUCCGUCCUUCACUUGGUUGUGGGAAGAUUUUGUCCCUUUUGGUAGCAAUUUUUUAGGGUGCUAAGCAUUCACACACAAAGUUGUUUUUAUUGAUAAUAUUCUAGUAGAUAAGCAACGAUCUUAAAAGGAAAUUGAGUAGAAAACGUAAUACUAAUAUACAUAAUAUAUCGAAACGACUAAACGAGAAAUUGAUAAAUUCUAAAGUGAACGCACAGUAGAGAGAAAAUAAUUGCGAGUUACAGGCAAGUCUAACAAUCGAAAG
Molecule: messenger RNA, 2036 nt
Organism: Zeugodacus cucurbitae (melon fly)
Lineage: Eukaryota; Metazoa; Arthropoda; Insecta; Diptera; Tephritidae
Gene: wkd
Product: TBC1 domain family member whacked
Exons: 4
Coding region: 501-1631 (376 amino acids)
Source: RefSeq, a predicted model, not a curated record